GGUAACCAGACCUCCCCUCCCUUGCCUAUACGAGAUGGAUACUAUGGAGCUAUUGUACUGGGUAAAGAAUACGUGGACUGUACUGACAUGUACACUGUGUUCCUAAAUUAAAUUGUGCGCAGCGGGUGAAGCAAGUCACAUCAUAUAUACAAGAAAUGUUCCCUACAAAACUUUGAUCAGCGGGCGUCAUAUGCCACUAGAGACAGAAUGGAUAAACCCCGGAAGAAUCUCGCUGAGACGACUAUCCUCUCCGGCAAAGCUUGCAUGGGGAUACCCCGAAAUCAACAGAAAAGAAAAGAAUAAAAGAAACCCCCCAAAAAAAGAAAUUAAAGUCUGAUCAAAAGCGGCUCACUGACCGAGACAAUCCAGCCACAAACUCAUGAAGUAAUACGUAUUAUGACCCUGAGGGCUAGUCUAACAAACAAGCUGAUACGUACUUGUCAACGGAAAGCUAUCUGGAAUCCACUCCGGUUGAAGGUCUGCGGGAAAAAGCCCCACACCAUCAAUUGUAUGCGCCUCGACUGCAAGGGCCUGAAAGACAAAGUACUAGCGGCUGCUGCUGCUCUCCCUCUCAUAAUCGUCAUAUCAUCCAUACGACAAGCACAAGGGGGCAAGGGAAAAACUUAAGAAGGGCAGUAUAAGCAAGGGUCCGAACUUGGGGCAAAGGUGACCAACAUACGGAAUUGUAAUGAGGACCAUUCUUGGGCCAAAGUUGGCCUUUUGUUUCGUUGGCGUGGAUUGUCGCUUCAACACGCUUCCUCUCUAAUCACCGCUCCUCAACAGUUGAACCAUUCAAAUCCGGCAAAGGAUUGCAUUAGCCUCCGUAUCAUGGUUCGCCAGUCCAAAUUAAGCCUCUUUUGCUUAAGCAUAUCUGUACUAGCUCCUCUCUUGGCAUCUAGGAAUGGUCUUGUUCAAAUGCCGAACUUGGAGUAUCGUACUUUCCCC
Aspergillus alliaceus is the source of this 945-nucleotide messenger RNA. RefSeq lists its product as uncharacterized. The transcript is spliced from 4 exons. Lineage: Eukaryota; Fungi; Ascomycota; Eurotiomycetes; Eurotiales; Aspergillaceae. The record is from RefSeq and is a predicted model, not a curated record. Bases 397 to 627 code for a protein of 76 amino acids.